AUGCAUUACAGAUUUAUUCGUGAUAGUUUUUGGGGCCGUUUGGCGUACCAUAUUUCCGGUCAUAGAUUCUUCGCUCACAAGGAAGAACAAAAAGGGUACAUCAUCCCACAGAAGUAUCUCGCCCCUGUAUCUUCAUCUGAAGUAAGUAAGGAAUGCCUGGUUGAAGAAGAAACAUUUUCGCAAGCUGACUCUCCAAAUGAUAAAAGAAUCAUUGUUGAUUGGGAUGGUGAAGAUGAUCCUGAAAACCCAUACAAUUGGCCUAUAUUUCACAAGGUCUUUUUCAUUAGUGAAAUUGCAUUCUUGACCGGCUCAGUAUACAUUGGUUCCGCGGUGUACACUCCUGGUGUCGAUCAAAUGAUGGAGGAUUGGGGGAUCAGUCGAGUCCAAGCAACAUUACCAUUGUCAUUAUUUGUGAUAGGGUAUGGUAUAGGACCUAUGAUCCUCGCACCAUUCUCAGAGAAUGUCACCAUUGGGAGAACUUACAUCUAUAUUAUCACUCUCUUCAUCUUUGUUAUCUUGCAAAUCCCAACGGCUUUGGCUCCAAAUAUUGCUUCCUUGUGUGUUCUUAGACUUAUAGGUGGCUUUAUCUCAUCGGCAGCGUUGGCUACCGGUGGUGGAUCCGUAGGUGACGUUAUUACUUUCCCAUAUAUUCCAAUCGGACUUGCAUCGUGGAGUACCGCGAUUGUCGUUGGUCCUUCUUUGGGUCCUUUAAUCGGUUCAGUCUUUGUCCAACUUGUAGGUUGGAGAUGGACAUUCUGGUUCAUGGCAAUUUUAUCCGGUGUUUCAUUCUUAUCUCUCUCCUUUUUCUUACCUGAAUCCUCUUCUGCUACAUUAUUGUACAGAAAGGCAAAAAGAUUGAGGGCACUCACAAACAACGAGAAUAUAGUCAGUGAGGGAGAAAUUUCCAACAUGAACGUAACCCCUAGAGAAUUGUUGGUGAAUACUUUGUGGAGACCAAUCGAGAUCUCAUUUUUCGAACCGAUUGUUUUUUUUAUCAAUUUAUAUAUUGGCAUGGUCUAUUCUGUCACUUAUUUAUGGUUUGAGGGGUUCCCAAUUUUGUUCCUUGAGACCUAUCACUUCAACUUGAUUGAAAUGGGGACUACAUUUGUCGGUAUAUUGAUUGGUUGUUCCCUUUCAGCGAUGUUUUACAUCCCAGUGACCUAUAGAAUAUUCACAGUCAAGGUACUUGCUGGAGAGGAAAUGGUCCCAGAAGUCUUCCUUCCCUUGUCCAUAGUUGGGAGUGUUUUCAUGCCCAUAGGUAUUUUUAUAUUCGGUUGGUCAGCCACUGCCAGCGCUCAUUGGAUUGGGCCGGUUAUUGGGUCUGCAAUCUUUGUUUUUGGAUCCUUUAUCACCUUCCAAACGUUGUUUAAUUACUUGAGUUUUUCCUUCAGGAGAUAUCUCGCUUCAGUGUUUGCCGGUAAUGUCUUAUUUAGAGGAGCCUUGGCGGGUUGCUUCCCCUUAUUCGGAGCUGAUUUGUUCAACAAUCUUGCCACCUCGAAGUACCCAGUAGCCUGGGGGACUUCAAUUCUUGGGUUUAUUUGCGUUGCAAUGAUUGGUAUUCCUGUGAUUUUUAAUUGGAGAGGGCCAGCUUUUAGAACCAGAUCCAGGUAUUCUGGUUAG
[Candida] anglica is the source of this 1620-nucleotide messenger RNA. The record is from the annotation of a GenBank genome assembly. Lineage: Eukaryota; Fungi; Ascomycota; Pichiomycetes; Serinales; Debaryomycetaceae.